UGGACCAGACCAGACCAGGACCAGGGUUUCCGUUGUCCGGUAACUGCCGGACUUUGUCCGAAAGAUAAAGCCAAAGAGAGAAAAAAUAGGAAGGAUAAAGUCCUCACCACUUCACCAGGUCUGAAGCUUCGGAAGAGGAUUCAUACUGAAGAGAAGCCGUACACCUGUGAUCAGUGUGGGCGAACUUUUACCAGAUCAAGUAUUUUAAGGAGUCAUCAGCGUAUCCACACUGGAGAGAAGCCGUACAAAUGUGAUCAGUGUGGGGCAGCUUUUACCCAACAAGGUCAUCUAAGGAGUCAUCAGCGUAUCCACACUGGAGAAAAGCUGUACAAAUGUGAUCAGUGUGGGGCAGCUUUUACCCAACAAGGUCAUCUAAGGAGUCAUCAGCAUAUUCACACUGGAGAUAAGCCUUACAGAUGUGAUCAGUGUGGGGCAGCUUUUACCAAGUCAGGUAAUCUAAGGAGUCAUCAGCAUAUUCACACCGGAUUUAAGGCUUACAGAUGUGAUCAGUGUGGGGCAGCUUUUACCGAACAAGGUCAUCUAAGGCGUCAUCAGCGUAUUCACACUGGGGAUAAGCCUUACAGAUGUGAUCAGUGUGGGGCAGCUUUUAACGAACAAGGUCUUCUAAGGCGUCAUCAGCGUAUUCACACUGGGGAUAAGCCUUACAGAUGUGAUCAGUGUGGGGCAGCUUUUACCAAGUCAGGUAAUCUAAGGAGUCAUCAGCGUAUCCACACUGGAGAAAAGCCAUACAAAUGUGAUCAGUGUGGGGCAGCUUUUACCCAACAAGGUGAUCUAAGGAGUCAUCAGCGUAUUCACACUGGGGAUAAGCCUUACAGAUGUGAUCAGUGUGGGGCAGCUUUUACCAAUUCAGGUCAUCUAAGGAGUCAUCAGCGUAUUCACACUGGAUUUAAGCCUUACAGAUGUGAUCAGUGUGGGGCAGCUUUUACCCAACAAGGUCAUCUAAAGCGUCAUCAGCGUAUUCACACUGGAUUCAAGCCUCACAGAUGUGAUCAGUGUGGGGCAGCUUUUACCAUGUCAGGUCAUCUAAGGAGUCAUCAGCGUAUUCACACUGGAGAGAAGCCUUACAGAUGUGAUCAGUGUGGGGCAGCUUUUACUCAACAAGGUCAUCUAAGGAAUCAUCAGCGUAUUCACACUGGAUUUAAGCCUUACAGAUGUGAUCAGUGUGGGGCAGCUUUUACCCGACAAGGUAGUCUAAGGAGUCAUCAGCGUAUUCACACUAGAUAAAAAAUUAUGUCUGUGAUCAGUGUGGGGCAGCUUUUACUUGGAGAGCUCAGUUAAACCAAUUUAGUACCAAUUUAGACAUGUUAUGUUGUUCUGAAAAAAGAACUGGAGUUUUGUUUUCAGUUUAAACUGAAAAAUGUGUUUAAAUUUGAUAAUUCACCAGUUAUGUUCCAUUGUUCCAUCAUUUAAAUAAAAAAAAGUUUGUUUGCCUGCUUGAUUUCAGCUUCCUGCUCACUGCAAUCUCACA
Cololabis saira (Pacific saury) is the source of this 1489-nucleotide messenger RNA. Its product is annotated as zinc finger protein 665-like. The transcript has 3 exons. The record is from RefSeq and is a predicted model, not a curated record. Gene Ontology annotation, molecular function: DNA-binding transcription factor activity, RNA polymerase II-specific; RNA polymerase II cis-regulatory region sequence-specific DNA binding. NCBI's taxonomy places the organism in Eukaryota, Metazoa, Chordata, Actinopteri, Beloniformes, Belonidae. Gene Ontology annotation, biological process: regulation of transcription by RNA polymerase II. The annotation marks the transcript as partial.